This is a messenger RNA of Glarea lozoyensis ATCC 20868, 2523 nucleotides long. RefSeq lists its product as uncharacterized. NCBI's taxonomy places the organism in Eukaryota, Fungi, Ascomycota, Leotiomycetes, Helotiales, Helotiaceae. Gene Ontology annotation, biological process: retrograde transport, endosome to Golgi. The transcript has a single exon. Gene Ontology annotation, cellular component: Golgi membrane; Ric1-Rgp1 guanyl-nucleotide exchange factor complex. The coding region runs from base 1 to 2523 and encodes 840 amino acids. The record is from RefSeq and is a predicted model, not a curated record.
AUGUCGACACCAUUAUCUAAUAUAAGGGUGUUUGUACAAUGGACAGAACAGACCGUCUUUGCUGGCGAGGAUGUCGAAUGCGAAAUAACGUUUAAGAACAUCGCGACCGUUCCGACGCCAUCACGAUCCACACUACAUCCUUCAUCAGCCGCCGGAAAUGGCUUUGCGCCUGGGGGAGAAAGACCAAGGAAAGCACCAAGUGUGCAGGCAAAGAAUGGCUCUACAAGUCCACGACCCCGUCCAUUGCGGCCCGAGAGGGGCCACAAAGCCAGUCUAUCUCUCAAUGUCCCUCCAAGCUCAGCUCGAUCUCAGCGUACAACAGAUUCGUGGAACGGAGCGCCGCUCAGUGGGGUUAAGAAAGGGAAAGGGGGGCACAGUCGCUCAGUAUCUAUUAUAUCCAUAGGAGCUAGUGAAAGCAGUACCAUCGCUGAUGGGGGAAACGUCAAUUCGAACGAUCGACCGCGGAAUAAAGGACAUGGGCGAUCGGCGAGUCUACAAAUAGUGCCUCGAAGACAUGGAGUAAAUGGGGGACCCCCAUCAGGCAAGUUUCUAUGUACUAGGAAUCUUGAUCUCAAAAUUGACAUAGUAAUAGCGCCACUCGGUCAACGUUCUUCGACACACCCAUCGCCGCUUCUCGUAUCUUCAUUUUCGCCGGUCUUCAAAGAUCAUGCUCUUCCCGAACGAAAGUCGAGACGGGAGUCUGGUGCUCGAACUGCCCCUGCCACUCCGAGCCUAGCAACAUCGCCCGCCGAAACAAGAACAGCUUCAGGAUCUUUUCCACAUGAAUUCAAAUUCCCUGCUACAUCCCCCGCCGAAGGUCAAGACAUCGUCAGACCAAGCAAUUCCCGGGAAGACAUCUAUUCCCCGCGAACCCAAGCUCCAAAAUCAAACUCGCCUCAGCCAGCAGCAGCAGCGCGUGUGAUAUCGCCCGCUAGUGUAAUUGGAACACCACGAAGCAGUGGUGAGUUCUACUCGGUGAGUAAUAAUUCUACCGAGACUCUCGCUUCGGAAUAUGUUGGCCAGCAAGGAGGACGAAUACCCCCAUAUGGCGGCCACGCAAGACGACCUUCGAGUUUGGCUCCGAUAAAUCAUCACCGCCCGCCAGAAACGUUGAUGAUGGGCUACGCUCAAAUAAGUGGCUCCUUUACGUUGGAUGGUUCUUUGAUUAGUCAAGCUCCGUUCGAGGAAGUAAAGAGGAAAGGGGCUGUGGGUGGUCAAGGAGGUGGGGUGAUUGGGAUUGAAACCAGCAAACGAGACAGCGGCCUCCUGAGAGGCUUCGGUUGGAGUAAUAUUGGAGAAUCUAUUGGGGGACUUCUCGGAGGUGGAGAACUCAGCAGUAUCAAGGAUAUGCGAGGCGUUGCCAGUACUCGUUCGAUACCGCUUCUAUCAACCCCUCAGUCGAUCUUGUUCGUGGACCUUCGCCUUGGUCCAGGAGAAAGUAAAAGCUACAAAUAUAGCUUCAAAUUGCCACGAGGCUUACCUCCUAGCCAUCGAGGAAAAGCAAUUAAAAUUUCAUACAAGUUGGUCAUUGGUACUCAGAGACCUGGUGGAUCCAAGGAGCAGCAGGUGAGAUCUGUCGAGGUACCGUUUCGCAUUUUAGGCAGUGUAAACACCCACGGAGAGCUUCUUGGUCACGAUUUGAUGAAUCCGUACAUAAUUCUACGCGAUCAGGCUCGUGUCAAAGUUAUUGACAGCCCAUCAGAUUCCAAUCCGGACUUGACAAAGAAGCUAGAAAUCAAGACUGCCACAAUACCCAAUGAGUCGUCACAGGGAGAUUUCUUGUCGUACGUGGACGACUUGCUUAUGCGGCAACGAGAGAACUCCAGCCAAGGGUUAUUGUCACCAACCGAGCGCAGAGAUCGACGGCAAUCAUCAAUUGAAGAGCCAUCAACGGCGAAAGAGGCGAUUGAUAUGGCGAUAUUGCGUAGCAAUAUUACAAGUGGCUCCCAACAAAGUGCUAACCGAUUUGAAAUUGCUCGUGGUGGACAACGUGUCGCAGUUAUCAUGCUAGCAAGGCCAGCUUAUCGCCUAGGUGAAAGUAUCAUGGCUGUCAUCGACUUUACAGAUGCUGACAUUCCGUGCUAUGCCGUACACAUGUCUUUAGAGAGCUCUGAAAAAAUUGACAACUCGAUCGCUUUGCGCUCUGAAGCUAGCGUUCUUCGUGUUACACGAAAGGUCUACGUUUCACAUUCAGAAUCAACAAUCUUUGCACGAAGGGUUGCCUUUUCACCUACUAUUCCUGUCACUGCUACCCCAGAGUUCAUAACUACUGGGGUCAGCCUAGAGUGGAAAAUGCGAGUGGAAUUUGUAACUCCGCGAUUGACGUUUGAAGAUAACGAGCUUAUCACAGCAAAAGAAGAUUUACUAGAGGAGAUAUCAAGAGAUGAUCGUGGAAUUACACUUGCAUCUGCCGAAGUGCUUGAUUGCGAGAGCUUUGAGAUAGCCGUUCCCAUUAGAGUGUAUGGCGCGUUGUCUGGAAAUACAGACCGAGACGAAAGUCCGACAAAUGGACUUGUAGUGUAA